AUGAGUUCAAUCCCCCCUGGGGUCAGGCAAUUUUGCGCGCAUACACUCAGCGUCCCGGCCCCCGCACUUGCCCAGCGGCGUGCCAAGCACCCUGGCGCAUCGACAGUGCUCACAGUGCCCAAGCUGCACUUGCCCAAGCGACCUGAUCAACAUGCCCAGUUGCCUCACAAGCCGCACCCACUGCCACAAGCUCUUCAGCUUCGCGCACAGGGGGGUGUUGAACUUCGCUCCAUCUCACUUCUAGGACAAUAUGCGCUCACUGAAGUAGAGGUGCCUCGCCUUUUGGUGCAGUGGUAUAUUGUUCCUUCAUACGAGGCGCCCCUGUCGAGCUGAGAGUGGACUCUUCACAAUACCCCCUUGCCGACAAAUAUCGCAGCCAGUGGGCGGAACACUCAGCUAAGUACACUCGUGGUCGAUUCUGGGUUUCGGGUCCGAUCGAUUCUGCGGCUCCGGUCUUUGCCAUUCCGAAGAAGAACUCCCAGACGGCUCGUUUCGUGAUCGACCUCCGCGCGCGCAACAGCAACACCGUCAAGCGUUUUUCGCCCAUCCCGGACAUGACCAAUGUUCGAUACGAGGUGGCUCGAUCGCAUUAUCGCUCUAAAUUCGACGUGGCCGCGGCAUUUGAGCAGGUUCGGGUCAUACCGGAGCACGUUGAUCGCACCGGCUUCGCAACGGUGACGGGCACGUACACGUCGCGGGUCAUGCAGUUUGGUGACACCAAUGCGCCCAAUACCCUCAACCUCUUGACCUCGGCGAUGUUCCAGCCGUGUCUCCCGUUCGCCAAGAUCUUUUUCGACGAUGUCCACGUCCAUUCCGAUACCCGUCGUGCGCACUUGAGACACAUCAAGAUCCUGCUGAUGACAUUGAGACAUUACCGGUUCUACUUAGGAUCCAAGAAGUCCGAGUGGUUCUCAAAGUCGUUGGACUCCUUGGGCACCAUCAUUUCUGACGUCAGCAUCGAAGUCGACCCCGCCAAGUGGGUGCGUAUCCGUCAGUGGCCGAUCCCUUGCAACAAGACCGAUGUCCAGCGCUUCCUCGGCACCGUCAACUGGAUGCGAGAUCACCUACCGCACCUCUCAAAGAUUUUGGAGCCGAUCACCGCGUUAAUGGCGCAAGCGACGUCAUGGCGUUGGAACGAGCGAGAACAGCAGGCUUUCGAUACCGUCAAGUCCCUUGUGCCCGCCAUCCUACGACCGAUCGAUGGCGCCAAGGUUACCUCGGGCGAGCACAAGAUGUACCUCUUCACGGAUGCCAGUCGGGUUGGCAUUGGCGCUUGUUUGGCGUCCGGGCCCAACCGUUCGCAGGCCGUUCCAACGCGAUUCUUUUCCGCUAAGUUCAACGGUGCUCAGCUCAACUAUCAUGUCACUGAUAAAGAGUUCUUGGCUGUCGUCUCGGCGUGUCGGGCGUUCGAGCAGCACUUGAUCGGUUACCCCUUCGUCAUCGUCACCGACCAUCAGGCCCUUCGCACGAUAAAAACCCAAAAACUGCGCCAAACGCCUCGGCACAUCCGCAUGUGUCUCGAACUCAGCCGUUUCGACUUCGAAUUUGAAUUCAUUGCUGGCAAGAACAACACCCUGGCCGAUUCGUUGUCGCGUCUGUGGGAGGUCAAGCAGGGUUCACACGAGGAUCAGGUCAAGGAGAAUGAGUUGGAGGACAUGUUCUUUGAUGGAGAACGCCACGAAUUCACUACACCCGGUGAGAGCCUCCCUGAGGAACGUCCUUGCACUUCACCAUCUCCCGAUCGGUUGCCUCCUGUUGAUUUUGCCCUCGGGCCCCAACACGACGAUUGCGAGGCAGGCUCUCCCGGAUACUACGCGCUCAAGGAGGAAUCGCAAGACGAGGACGUGAAUGGACAGGAAUUAGGGAAUUUGUUCUUGAAGGAAGAAUGCCACGAGUUCAUUACGCCCGGUGAGAGCCUCCUCGAGGAACGUCCUUACACCUCACCUUCGCACGAUCGGUUGCCCCCUGUUGAUUGCGCCUUCGGGCCCUGGGGUCACGGUUACGACGCAGGCUCUCCCGGUUCCCCUCAUCUGGCCGAGAACAUUAUGGACGCCGUCGAUUGGUCUAUCGGCCGCCUCUCUCCUCCCAUCGCUGUCAAUCGAGUUCACGCUAUUGCUACGGCCCCUGCCAACGACCCGCCCAUUCCGGUCGAUGCCGACGCCGACGAACUCGAUUUGUUGGGAGUUGCCACCGAUGAUGUCAACGACACCCCUGUAGUCCAUCGGCCGCCUGAUCCACUGCCCCAACCCUUCCUCGACACCGUCAUCCGAGCAUACGCCAACGAUUCGCAAGCCCAGGUCAUCAUUACCGACCCGCUAUCAUGGCCUAUGUUUCGGGUGACCGAGGAAGGGAGGAUUUUGCGUGUACAUCCAGAUGAGUCUAUUUCCUUGUUUGUGCCUCGUGGUCUCGCUACUGGCGUCGUCAACUCCGACAAGGUCCCAUCGCUGCGCGAGCUCGUGCUUUCGGAGAUUCAUCGGAGUGUCGGGCAUGCAGGACAUCGCAUCACCUUGGCCGCCAUCCGUCCUUUGUACUGGUGGUCGUCCAUGUCUGCCGAUUGCGCCGAGUUCUGCCGUUCAUGUGAAGACUGUACCCGAGGCAAGGCGUCCACUCAAGUCCCCUAUGGCCGACUGCAUCCGAUGCCGAUCCCUUCUGGUCCUUGGGAACAAGUGGCCAUCGACUUCAUGACAGGACUGCCUCCGGUCGAGCUCGAAGGGAUGAUGGUUGCUCAAAUCAUGGUGGUCACUGACACUUGGGGCAAGAUGGUCCACCUGAUUCCCCUCCCAGCCGAUGCCGACUCGGAGCUCGUUGCCGAGAAGUACUACGCCACCGUCUUCCGACUGCAUGGGAUGCCUUCCGCCAUCGUUUCCGACCGUGAUCCCAAGUUCACCUCGCAGUUUUGGCGGGCAUUGCAGGCAAAGAUUGGCACCGUCUUGCGAAUGUCAACCGCGGCACACCCGGAGACGGACGGAUCGAGCGAGAAUCGGAUCAAGAUGGUCACCCAAACCCUGCGGAUCAUGGUCUCGUCAAACCACGAGGCUUGGGCAUCUCGUCUUGUUGAAGCUGAGUUCGCUCUUAACUCUUCUGUUGCUGUGUCCACGUCGCUGUCGGCUUUUGAGGCAACCUACGGCUACCUUCCUCGAUGCUGGCCCUCGGAUUCCUGGUCUGUCUCGGACGUCCCUCGUGCGGAAGCGUUUGCUCGGAUCCGACAAUUACGGAACCUCGACGUGACGGAUGCGAUCAUUGGAGCACGCCUCAACCAGUCCCAUCAGGCCAACAAGCAUCGACGCCCAGACGACCCCGCCUUUCGGACCGGCAGUUACGUCUAUCUUUCGACAAAGAACCUGGCAGUUCCUGACGGCAUGAAGUCGAAGUUGUUGCCGCGCUACAUCGGCCCCUUCCGUAUCCGAGCGGCCAUCCCUGCGACGUCCAGCUACGACCUCGAGCUCCCUCCAGCGAUGUCGCGAGUGCACAAUUGUUUCCAUGCUCGACUGCUUCGGCCUUGCGUUGAGAAUGAUGCUGAAAGGUUUCCUGGGCGUGACCCCGCAGUUCUUUUUGUCGAAGACGUAGCCGACGCGGCCGACAAUUCUGCGAUUCCGGAACGGAUUGUUCGCGAUCGGCGGAACGCUCGGGGCGCUCGUUCGUUCUUGGUUCGAUGGGUAGGCCGUAACGACACCGACGAUACUUGGAUGUCAGAGCAGUCCAUUCGCCUUGACCAUCCGUCCGUCCUCGACGCCUACCUCGCGCGCCUCGAUCGCUCGAACCGCCGCCUCGCCGCACGGUAG
Molecule: messenger RNA, 3782 nt
Organism: Microbotryum saponariae
Lineage: Eukaryota; Fungi; Basidiomycota; Microbotryomycetes; Microbotryales; Microbotryaceae
Source: the annotation of a GenBank genome assembly